AUGAAAUGUGGAGGAACAUCUACGGUGAAACCUGCGGACCCAGAGAUUCAGGGGAUUUGUGAAUCUGUAAAGGAAAAGGUGGAAGAGAAAGCCAACAAGAAAUAUGCCACGUUCGAGGCAAAAUCGUACACUACUCAGGUCGUUGCCGGAACAAACUACUUCGUCAAAGUCCAUGUUGGAGGAGACGACCAUGUUCAUCUCAGAAUUUUCAAAGGUCUCCCUCACACUGGAGGUUGA
Messenger RNA from Knipowitschia caucasica, 237 nucleotides. The record is from the annotation of a GenBank genome assembly. NCBI's taxonomy places the organism in Eukaryota, Metazoa, Chordata, Actinopteri, Gobiiformes, Gobiidae.